This is a messenger RNA of Trichomycterus rosablanca, 2977 nucleotides long. RefSeq names its product zinc finger protein 271-like. The transcript has 7 exons. The record is from RefSeq and is a predicted model, not a curated record. NCBI's taxonomy places the organism in Eukaryota, Metazoa, Chordata, Actinopteri, Siluriformes, Trichomycteridae. Gene Ontology annotation, molecular function: RNA polymerase II cis-regulatory region sequence-specific DNA binding; DNA-binding transcription factor activity, RNA polymerase II-specific. Bases 73 to 2808 code for a protein of 911 amino acids. Gene Ontology annotation, biological process: regulation of transcription by RNA polymerase II.
CGCCAUUACUAAGCGCCUCUCAGUCCGUGUUGAAUACACGCAGACAUUGUCAUCAAAACCUGUGAUAGCAGCAUGGAGAUAAAAGAAGAAAAUGAUGAAGUUUAUUUAAUAGACCAGUUUCUAGAAGUGCACAAAAAAGCAGAAGAAGAAAAUGUAAAAGAAGACAUAAAAGUAAAUGGAGAAAAUAGUCCAGUAAAACCUGGAGAGGAGUUUGUGGAGAAACACAGUGAACGUGAUGAUGGUCACAGCCUGGAAUGCGAGGAAAGACCUUACGAAUACCUCAUACAAAGUUCUCAUCUGGAAUCUCAUCAGAGAAUUCACAGUAAAGAAACGCCUAACUCUUGUUCUUAUUGUGGAAGGAAUUUUAGAGACAAAGACAGCCUAGAAACACACCUGAGAGUUCAUACAGGAGAGAAGCGGUAUUCCUGUUCGUACUGUGAAAAGACAUUUUCUCAAACAACCCACCUGCGAAACCACCUGAGAACUCAUACUGGAGAAAAACCUUACGGCUGCUCAGAAUGUGGGAAGAGUUUUGCACUCUUAGGAAACCUAAAAACUCACCAGAGGAUCCAUACUGGAGAAAAGCCUUAUCUGUGCUUGGACUGUGGGAGAAAUUUUACAACAGCAAAAGCUUUAAGAAACCAUCAGCAGACUCACACUGGAGAAAGAUCUGGUCAGAAUGGAAUGAGGUUUUCCUACGGCAACCAGUGGACUCACACCGGAGAACAACUCAGUCAGUUAUUUCCUGACGUUCUGAUGAAUUCUGAAGAGAAAAAUGAUCAGCAGAAACAAAACGUCAAUAAAGAGCGACAGGAUUACGUCCCAUGUGAAGAAAAUGCCUUUCACCAGCAAACUCCUGCUGUAAAAGCACCGCACUCGUGUUCUUAUUGUGGGAAGAAUUUUAAAUUCAAACAAAACUUGAUCAAACAUCUGAGGGUUCAUACAGGAGAAAAACCGUACUGCUGUUCGUUCUGUGGGAAGAGCUUUACCCAAAUGGUCAACCUGCAAAACCAUCUCAGGACUCAUACUGGAGAAAAACCCUAUCACUGCUCAGAAUGUGGGAAGAGUUUUGCACAUGCUGGAAACUUAAAAACCCACCGUAGAGUUCAUACUGGAGAAAAACCUUACUUCUGCUCGGACUGUGGGAGGAAUUUUACAACAUCAAGAGGUUUGAAAGGCCACCAGCAGAUUCACACUGGAGAAAAACCCAAUCACUGCGUGUUCACAGAAGUCCUGAUAAAGUCUGAAGAAGAAUGUGAAGAAGAGCAGAAUGAAUGUGAUGGUCAGCACAACCAGGAUGACUAUAAAAGACCACACCCAUGUCUCCUCUGUGGGAAGCGUUUCUCCAGAACUUCUCAUCUGAAAAGUCACCAGAGAAUUCACACUGGAGAGAAACCUUACUCCUGUACUGUCUGUGGGAAGACUUUUAGACACAGCCAGAACCUAAAAAAGCAUCAGAGGGUUCAUACAGGAGAGAAACCAUAUUCCUGUCCAUACUGUGAGAAAAGCUUUACCCAAACGAUCAGCCUGCAAAACCACCUGAGAACUCAUACUGGAGAAAAACCUUACAGCUGCUCAGAAUGUGGGAAGAGUUUUGCACAUGCUGGGAACUUAAAAACUCACCGUAGAGUUCAUACUGGAGAAAACCCUUACUUCUGCUCGGACUGUGGGAGGAAUUUUACAACAGCAAAAGCUUUAAGAAACCACCAGCAGACUCACACUGGAGAAAAACCUAACCACUGCGUGUUCACAGAAGUCCUGAUAAAGUCUGAGGAAGAGCAGAAUGAAUGUGAUGGUCAGCACAACCAGGAUGACUAUAAAAGACCACACCCAUGUCUCCUCUGUGGGAAGCGUUUCUCCACCACUUCUCAUCUGAAAAGUCACCAGAGAAUUCACACUGGAGAGAAACCUUACUCCUGUACUGUCUGUGGGAAGACUUUUAGACACAGCCAGAACCUAAAAAAGCAUCAGAGGGUUCAUACGGGAGAGAAACCGUAUUCCUGUCCAUACUGUGAGAAAAGCUUUACCCAAACGAUCAGCCUGCAAAACCACCUGAGAACUCAUACUGGAGAAAAACCUUACAGCUGCUCAGAAUGUGGGAAGAGUUUUGCACAUGCUGGGAACUUAAAAACCCACCGUAGAGUUCAUACUGGACAAAAACCUUACUUCUGCUCGGACUGUGGGAGGAAUUUUACAACAGCAAAAGCUUUAAGAAAUCACCAGCAGACUCACACUGGAGAAAAACCUAACCACUGCGUGUUCACAGAAGUCCUGAUAAAGUCUGAGGAAGAGCAGAAUGAAUGUGAUGGUCAGCACAACCAGGAUGACUAUAAAAGACCACACCCAUGUCUCCUCUGUGGGAAGUGUUUCUCGACCACUUCUCAUCUGAAAAGUCACCAGAGAAUUCACACUGGAGAGAAACCUUACUCCUGUACUGUCUGUGGGAAGACUUUUAGGCACAGCCAGAACCUAAAAAAGCAUCAGAGGGUUCAUACAGGAGAGAAACCGUAUUCCUGUCCAUACUGUGAGAAAAGCUUUACCCAAACGAUCAGCCUGCAAAACCACCUGAGAACUCAUACUGGAGAAAAACCUUACAGCUGCUCAGAAUGUGGGAAGAGUUUUGCACAUGCUGGGAACUUAAAAACCCACCGUAGAGUUCAUACUGGACAAAAACCUUACUUCUGCUCGGACUGUGGGAGGAAUUUUACAACAGCAAAAGCUUUAAGAAACCACCAGCAGACUCACACUGGAGAAAGAUCUGGUCAGAAUGGUUUGUCUGAAGACUUUCAGGCUAAUGUUAAGACCUAGGAUUUAGAUUUAAAGCAUUUUCUUUGUUUUUAAAUUGCAACAUGGUCAAACACAGUCCUAAAGCCAGAUACUGACCCAAAACUUUCUUUACAAUCCACCACAAACUACAUUCUACAAGUGUGAUACUAGUAUUAAUUUUAUUUUAUAAAUAAAUGAAAUUGUUUAUAAA